CACUUUCUUCCACAGCUACAGCGAAAAGUUAUAAAAAUUAAAUUAAUUCGAUAAUAGGCAUACUUAAUCGUUUUUUUACAAAAGCAACUUGUAUAGUAAUAAACCGUUGAUAAUAAUUAAAGUGUUGAUAUGAUCUCAAAAUUAAUUGAGAAAAUGUUUAGAAUAGUUUUACUAUUUUUUAUAUUUCAACCGUAUUUUGUUGCCCCCGAAAAAGGAUUUGUACUAAAUUAUAGCCCUAGUAAUUUUAAAGAACGUAUAGAAGAAUUGGAUGGCAAUUUUAUCAUGUUCUUCGCACCUUGGUGUCAGCCUUGCGUUCGAUUUCAUCCAAUUUGGCAAGAACUUGGGAAAUUAGUGAAUUCUAAAGAUUCCAAAUUUGCUAUAGCGCAGGUUGAUUGCACUGAACAUCGCUUACUGUGCCAUGAAAACGAUAUUACAGGAUAUCCAACUUUAUUAUAUUUCCAUAAAAAUUCCUUUGAUUCAAUAGAAUAUAAGGGGACCCAUGAUUUGCCUUCAUUAUUGAUGUUUUUAAGUGAAGUGGUUACUACUAAGACUGAGAAAGCUGAGACUGUAAAAGACGCUUAUAAUGAUGUUAAAAUAUAUGGCGGUGUGGCCUACCUCAAUGAUCAGAAUAUUGAGAAGUUUAUAUCUGAAGGUCAACAUUUUGUAAUGUUUUAUGCACAUUGGUGCAAAGAGUCUCAGAAACUAGCUCCUGUGUGGGCAGAAUUGGCAGUGCAGUAUACCCACAAUGAAUACAUACAGAUAGGAAAAGUGAACUGCAUGGAAAGCCAGAUGACCUGCAAAAACUUUGAUAUCAAACUAUAUCCAUAUCUUUUAUGGAUUGUUAAUGGAAGAAUUAUGGGUGUAGCAGAAGGAACAACCUUAGAUGAACUUAAGGCUUUUGUUGAGAAAAUGUUGCUUGAAGAAAACCAUGACCCAGAAAAGUUUAUGAAGAAAAAGAAGGUUUUACCAGUUGCAAGAAUAACAGAGGAAACAUUUGAAACAUUCUUGGAAAAGGAUUUGGUAUUUAUCAACUAUUUCGCUCCAUGGUGUGCUCAUUGCAUGCAAAUGGGUCCACUAUGGUUGAAGCUCGGUGAGAAUUUCCAAAAUGAAAGUCGUGUACUUAUAGCUGAUAUAGAUUGUGUAAGGUCGAAGCAAAUAUGUGAUGUUGAAAAGAUAAAUGGACUACCAACAUUGGUACUCUACAAACACAAAAAGAUUGUUAAUGUUGAACACGGUGGUAGACCACUGGAAAGUCUGAUUUCCCUGGUCAAGGAACAUCUGAAGGAGUCAAGUGACAUUAUAGAGGAGGUAGCACACAGUGAUGAUAACAGCAAUCAAAAUGAGGACACAAAAAAUACCAAAGAUGAGCUGUAGAAUAAGUACCUAGUCAA
Ostrinia nubilalis (European corn borer) is the source of this 1391-nucleotide messenger RNA. RefSeq names its product thioredoxin domain-containing protein 5 homolog. Gene Ontology annotation, molecular function: protein disulfide isomerase activity. Gene Ontology annotation, biological process: protein folding. The transcript has 8 exons. Gene Ontology annotation, cellular component: endoplasmic reticulum. The record is from RefSeq and is a predicted model, not a curated record. Bases 130 to 1374 code for a protein of 414 amino acids. NCBI's taxonomy places the organism in Eukaryota, Metazoa, Arthropoda, Insecta, Lepidoptera, Crambidae.